CAAAGGAAAGGAAGAAGGAAAAAUGGCGUACCGGAUGCUCAAUAACUUGAACAUCCUGAACGAAAACAUGAGAUGCAGGGCACCAACUAACAGCCCUGUGCCAGUUACAUCCAGACUGGUCAGGAUUGCAUUCACAGCACAAAAGCCGCCCAGACCACGCGCAGCCGACCCACGAAGACGACAGAAGCCUGAAAUGGGCCUAUCAGAAGGGCUUCGGACGGUCAGACCUAAAACCGCCCACCCAAAGAAACGGCGAAGUCUGGUGAAUGGUAGCCCAAUAAACCCGUCUCCGAAAUGGAAAGGUGGUAGGCCUAAGGCAGCCCACCACAUGAACCAUCCUAUGUUCAUUCCGGGAAGGGAGGAAAGUAGUGAUGAGGAGAAAUUCUCAGAAGUUCCCUUCGAGGAACUGACAAAAAACCAGGAACGAGGAUCGUUUGUGCCAGAGUCCCCCUUCUCUGAUGAAGGAGAAGCUAUCAAGGAACUGGAAAUGGUAAUGAGGUUGAGUCCUGGUUCAGGGAUGUCUGAAUCAACGACUUCCAAACGACCUCUUAACCGCUUACGGCAAUUUCAACUUCCAGGUGCCGUUUUUGAUACAGAUUCGGAGGAGGAAAUUGUGGAGCAAAAGAAGGCUCAAAUUCUGAAUACAGAAUCCUUUUCCAACACAAGAAAGGGCAACAGAUGCUGCAGAAUACGCAGAAGAGGAAGAGCUAUCAUAUCUUCUUUGAGAAGGACGUUACUCAGUGUCACACAGAAGGUCCUGUGUCUCAAUUAAACGAGACUAAUUUGUGCUCUGCCUAUGGCCAUUCACAUGUCGGUCAGAUUCUUCAGUACCCCCAGAUUUCAGUGUUUCUUC
Molecule: messenger RNA, 853 nt
Organism: Bolinopsis microptera
Lineage: Eukaryota; Metazoa; Ctenophora; Tentaculata; Lobata; Bolinopsidae
Exons: 3
Coding region: 23-772 (249 amino acids)
Source: RefSeq, a predicted model, not a curated record